AUGGACCCAGACAUCUUCCCCAGUCUUCAUUCAGUCACCAAGCAGCUCCGCCAACAAUCCUUAUCCCUCAAAAAUAGACUACAAUCCAUUGUCCAUGAUGCCAAAUUUGUAGAGUCUCUCGACCUACCGGUAUUGGUGCCCAAUGAAAGAUGCGGUUUAUGGUACGUUCCGCCUCAGAAACGUACAGAUUCGGCCUACUUCAAGUCUACAGAUGGCCAUAUGAACGAAUGGGCUUUUUCGUUUCGAAGAUUAAAUAUCCACUUGCUUCCCUUGUUGCAAAAAACCGAAACAAUUGCAAUUGUUGAUUCCACCAGAAGAGGCAAAUUGAUGCCCGAUGCACUUCUGAAAACUACUCCCAUCUGGUGUGCUGUUAUAUCCACCAUAAUGGCCAAAAGAGGCUUUUUUGAACUUGAUAAUGUCCUCUAUACGCCUCGCUCAAUGGUUUCAGAGAGCGAACACAACGAGAUUGCAAAAAAAAUCAACCACUUUGUUUUGGAAGCAGAACGACUCCAUCUCUUCGAUAAUGUGGAGCUCGAUAAGCCUAUAGUUCCUUGCUGGAUAUAUCCUGAUAACGAAGGUGAGGGCCGUUUUGGGGGCCGUUUCGAGGGCCAUUUUGGUUCUUCAUCGUACCGCAUUCAGUGUGUCACAGCGUCCAGGAAAGCUUCUGGAAACUCCUAUGCCACAGCUGUUCAUGACGGAAAGAGCAUAUCUUGGAAUUAUGUACAAGGAGCAGCAGACGACCAUGAAUUGUGGAUCUCAAAUGAGGUCUGCGAAGGAAAACUCAAUGCUGAUUUAUUCUGGAAAAUUUUGGACAAAAAUAAAAGCCUGUUCAUUGAUUCGGAAACCGGAUACUUAUACGACUGGCUUACUGACGAAAAAUUGGUCAAAAGACUUAACGAAGCAUAUUUCAACAUGGAUUCGGACAGUUUAACCUCACCUAUCUCAGAUAUUACAUUCAUCGAAAACGACGAAAAUGACACAGGGAUUGCUCUUGGAGUCAUCAAGGAACCGCUACUGGUCCAGUCAUUACAAAAGAGGUUCAAUCAGGUGAUUAUUCUUUCAGAAAAAGAAGUUUUAGCUGAUGAUAAAGCAGUAAAAGUUCACCAUUACAAGCUACAGUCUUCCAAAAAAGGCUCCAAGCAACUCAGAGCGAUUCUCCCACUGCUUAUGGGUCUGAUAGACAUUACCAAUACAAACAAAGUGCUAAUUGCUUGCGAUACAGGUACAGAUUUGGGUCCUGGAGUCGCCUUGGCCAUACUAUGCAAAAAUUUUGAUAGUGACUGGAAACAAAAUUGUCCAAGAUAUAUCGAUAAAGAUACAGUCAGACGUCACAGCGCCGCCCUUGCACAUGUCCGGAGGAUCAAUCCCAGCAGAAACACCCUUCAAAGUAUCAAUACCUACUUGAUGGGCACGGCCGGUCCUGCAUAA
Messenger RNA from Meyerozyma guilliermondii ATCC 6260, 1428 nucleotides. It is a transcript of the gene RIT1, whose product is annotated as tRNA A64-2'-O-ribosylphosphate transferase. Gene Ontology annotation, molecular function: tRNA adenosine(64)-2'-O-ribosylphosphate transferase activity. Gene Ontology annotation, cellular component: cytoplasm. Gene Ontology annotation, biological process: charged-tRNA amino acid modification. The coding region runs from base 1 to 1428 and encodes 475 amino acids. The transcript has a single exon. The record is from RefSeq and is a predicted model, not a curated record. NCBI's taxonomy places the organism in Eukaryota, Fungi, Ascomycota, Pichiomycetes, Serinales, Debaryomycetaceae.